Leptonychotes weddellii (Weddell seal) is the source of this 1647-nucleotide messenger RNA. Its product is annotated as olfactomedin-4-like. The record is from RefSeq and is a predicted model, not a curated record. Lineage: Eukaryota; Metazoa; Chordata; Mammalia; Carnivora; Phocidae. Gene Ontology annotation, biological process: signal transduction.
AUGGACCAUAUGGAGCAGUUUCCCUGGAAUUUUGCCAUAAGGAAGUAUGCUGGUAGGGCCCCCACCCUGAGUUCAGGACUUUCUCAUGGGGCCCCUGUCCGCAGGAGCAAGAUGCAGCCUGCCCUGGCCCUCUGGAUACCCUUACUGCUGCUGCUCCUGGUGCUUCCUGGACAGCCUCAGGUACAGCCUCAGAGCCUCAAGGAAGAGUCUACUCCCAGUUCUGUGAACUGUGACCAGAACCAGCCAGUGUAUGAGCUGGUGAAAAGGGUGCCAGGUUCUGUGGAUGAGGAUGGCCUGUGCCAUUGUGUAGUUCACCUGCCCAACAACCUCAUGCCCAUGAAUCAGCUGGAACAGCUACAGAGUAUAACCCAGGUGCUCAUGGACAAGUAUGAUCAGGAGCUAUCCAGGGAGGCCCCAACAUACAACUUGCUGCGCCUGGAGCUAGAGGGAGCACGGGAGUUGGUGACCCAGCUUAUGGCCAAGGAAGGAUGUAGUGAGACUGAGGACCUCCUCUCUCAACUCCAGAGCCAGGUGGCUAAUGCCAGCCUCACACUCAAGCUUCUGGCUGACUCUGACCAGCGCAGCCUCCGUGCUUACCGCCAGGAGGUGGAUGUUCUUGAGGGCCGGCUCAGCGAUUGUGAGAGGGAGAAGUGGCAAGAGGCCUCUGGUCCACCCCUGCCCCCUGGUUCUUGUGCCCACGGAGGCCUCCAGAAAGUCAGCCGACCCCUUGUGGUACAACUCAAUUGGAGAGGCUACUCCCAUAUGGCAGGUGUCUGGGGUCGAGACUCAGCACCUGAUCUAGACUCUUCCCUCUACUGGGUAGCUCCUCUGGGUAAAAAUGGCAGCCUGAUCUUAUUUCAAGAGCAAACUCUUCUCCACCUGGCCCUCAAAAUCCUAGCUUCUUCUGAGGACAGUUUAAAGGAUGAACUUGACCAUACUUAUGCCAUGGACUCAAACAAAGCUGAGUUUGAAUCUCAGUACUUAGAGUACUUUGACUACUACCGGCUGUACAAGUCCUAUGAUGACCUGGUACUGAUGAAGAACUAUGUGGAGAGGACAAUGGGCUACGGUGAUGGCAGCGGUAAUACCGUGUACGAGAACUUCAUGUACUUCAAUUACUAUGGCACACGUGACAUUGCCAAGGUGAAUCUCUCCUCCAACACCCUGGUGCUACGACGCCCAUUGCCCAGUGCGACCUACAACAACCGCUUCUCCUAUGCUGGUGUGUCCUGGAAAGACAUAGAUUUUGCUGGUGAUGAGAAGGGGCUGUGGGUGCUCUAUGCCACUGAGGAGAGCAAGGGAAACUUGGUUGUGAGUCGUCUCAAUACCAGCACCUUAGCAGUGGAGAAAACCUGGCGCACCAGCCGGUACAAGCCAGCCAUGUCAGGAGCCUUCAUGGCCUGUGGAGUGCUCUAUGCCUUACGCCCACUGAGCACCCGCCAAGAAGAGAUCUUCUAUGCUUUUGAUACCACCACUGGGCGGGAGCGCCAUCUCAGCAUCCCGCUGGAUAAGAUGCUGGAAACGCUACAUGGCAUCAAUUACUCCCCCUUGGAUCACAAGCUCUAUGUCUACAAUGAUGGCUACCUGAUCAAUUAUGACCUCAGCUUCCUGGUGCGGAAGCAGAAACAAUCAAAACCACCAGCUUGA